UUAUUCAUUAGUGCAUUAUCUUUUUGUAAUAAAUGAGUAUAAUAAAUACUAAAAGAUAUCUAAUUACUAUAAUCAUACAAUAUUUGAUACUGUUUUUUGAUAUUUUUGUUAAUUCGUUUGCUACUUUCUCUCGAGCGAAUCCAAUUAAUUUGUUAAUUCUCUACAUGGCUCAAGAUGUUUGUCUUAUCACGACUAUCACACUUUUACUAGUUAACUUUUUUUCCACUUACAUUUUUCAGUAUAUCUUUCUCACACAGAUAGGAUUAAUACAAUUAUUAUAUACAAAAUUUCGUGUAACAUUAAUAUUAUGUAUCAUAUACAUAACAUUAAGCAUUAGUCUACAUACAUGGGACAUUAAAAUACAUUGGUCAUCACCUCUUAAAUAUUAUUGGACUAAAGAUUUUCAUGUCUUUUACUCAUUACAUAGAGGAGUUGCAGUUUUACACUAUUAUCUCUAUAAGAGGGCAUCUCUUAGACUUGCAGAUCCAAGGUUCUAUGAAAGUUCAACAUGGAUUCAAAAUCAGUUCAGUUUGCCAUAAUAUUUAUGAACAAAUGAAAUAAAGAAACUAAUAAAAACUUUUCAUUUGUACUAAGUAAAAGAUAUUGAAGAUAAAAAAAUUUUCUUACAAUUUGUGUAAAUAUCUUUAUUUUACUUUGUUUAUAACAAGAAUAUAGUUGAAACAGAAAAUUGAAGUGGUAUAAUUAUUGUAUUAAUUUAAAUGGAAUAAUUUCUUUUAUCUUAAUUUGAAUUUCUCAAAAACAUUUAUCUGAUAUGCAAAAUGAGUCAAUAAAAAUGUCCAUCUAAAAUAACUCAUUUUCUAGUGAUUUUAUAAAAAAAAUUUUUGAAAUGAAAUUUUUUAUAUGCAGAUUUUAUAAAAUUAGAGUUAG
Messenger RNA from Frieseomelitta varia, 888 nucleotides. RefSeq names its product transmembrane protein 138. The transcript has 4 exons. Gene Ontology annotation, cellular component: cilium. Lineage: Eukaryota; Metazoa; Arthropoda; Insecta; Hymenoptera; Apidae. Bases 33 to 539 code for a protein of 168 amino acids. The record is from RefSeq and is a predicted model, not a curated record.